AUGUUCACGAACCAGGAUUCAGCCACCAACCAAUUGCUUCUCUUGAUCAAGAACUCGCUACCGCUUGUUCGGAUACCGAUCCUCUUGCGCGUCUGGGUUGUGGAGGAAUAUCUACGUGUUCAGCUCGGAAUGAAAGCCUUCAAUGGACUUGACCGUGCUCUUUGGCUGGGAUCUCGAGUCCUUGUUACUAACUACACCAGAAUCGGUGCCAGGCUUUCCUUCGGCAGGCCAGCUGCCUCAAUUGGUCCAAUGAAUUCAAGGAACGAUUGUAGCGUUCUCUGUGUUGCUAACGGAGAUACUGCCCUUGCUGUGAGCGAUUAUGACACGGCUAUUGACCUAUACUCUGCGGUAAUCAACUUGCAUUCUGCAUCUGAUACCGUAUUUGCAAACCGCAGUAAAGCGAAGUUGAGCAAAAUGUUAUGGACGGAAGCCCUUCUCGAUGCGCAGAAGGUCAUCGAAAUCGACUCUUUGUCUUAUCAUGGAUAUAAAUUGAAGCACGCAGCACUUCACGGUGCACAGCGCUAUGAUGAAGCCAUUCAGGCCUUCCAAAUGAUGCUGUCGAAAUUGGACAAUGCACCCGACAUUCAGACGCGAAAGCUACGCCAGCAGUAUCUGAAACUCUCUGAAGUAGAAGGUGUCAUUCAACGGAUAAGCGCCUUCAAAAUGAGCACAGAGUACAAGGAGAUUGUGUCAUCAACAAUCACGCAUGGAGACUUGCACAUGAAGCACAUCGAAGAAGUGGUGAAGAGGUACUUCCAAUAUGCCAUGCUAUCACACAGGUGGGAAGGGAAGGAGCCUCUGCUUCAGGAUAUCGAGGGCAUCAGCGCAUACGACUCGGAGUUGGAUCCCAUUGGCGGCAUGACGAAACUGCGGUCGUCUGCAAAACUGCUCGCGAUGCGGAGCAACAACGUCGAACUCCAAGAAUCGGUUAACUCCAUGUUCGUCUGGUAUCACCACUCUGCGCUUACGAUUGUCUACUUGUCUGACGUUCCCCUUCGUCAAAGUCUGGCGCACUGGCAUAAAGUGCUUGGAACACGCCGGAUGGACGGUUCAAGAAUUCAUCGCUUCCAAAGUCAUUCUCUUUUAUCAGAACGAUUGGAUCUUUAUCAAGAUGAUCACACUCCCAACCACAAGGAUUCAAUCGCGAUCAUGCAGGAGUUAAAGGAAGCGACGGGCAUAGACCAACCAGUCGUCCCAACCUUCCGUUCCAGCAUGCAUAACGCCCGAGAAAAACUUCAUUGGGCGUCAACCCGCGUUACCACACAUUAUGGUGAGAAGCAGGACAAGGCUCUCGGGCGGCUCCUGCAGGAGAUCGUGGCUCGGUCGGGCGACAUCACUGGUCUCGAUUGGGUCGGAAAAUCAUCAGAGUUCAAUAGCUGUCUACCAGCCUCCAUCACUCACGAAGCUCCACCAUGCAGACUACCACCCUUACCCGAAGAUGAAAUUCAGUCAUCGGUUCUUCGCUGCGAAAGACGUCCAGCCCCGGAAAAUCAUUUCACGUAUGAAGUGAAGGCAGACGGGCUUGUGGACUUGCUUGUCACCACCGCAGAGACCAUAGUUCAAUUCUGGCCGGCAAGGCCCACUGAACAAAAUUUUGUCCUUGAGCUACCUGACUUUGUAGAACCGCCUGGAUUUAUGGACCCGUCUGACUAUGGAGACGAUACGGAGAACGAGGAGGAUUAUUGCACGCCGCCUUCUUCUCCGUUGGACGACUCGUCUGCCUUUAGUGCAUUUUUGCUAGCGCAGCAGCGCAGUGGAGAAUACAAGAGGAUUGCGACGGAUCGUGAUAUCAUUGGGCAGGUCAACGACGUAGUUUCUGUCGGAGACUUAAUGGACAUCAGGACCAUAGAAAUAUUGUAG
Molecule: messenger RNA, 1860 nt
Organism: Suillus bovinus
Lineage: Eukaryota; Fungi; Basidiomycota; Agaricomycetes; Boletales; Suillaceae
Exons: 15
Coding region: 1-1860 (619 amino acids)
Molecular function (GO): protein binding
Source: RefSeq, a predicted model, not a curated record